Messenger RNA from Sitodiplosis mosellana (orange wheat blossom midge), 570 nucleotides. RefSeq lists its product as uncharacterized. The record is from RefSeq and is a predicted model, not a curated record. Gene Ontology annotation, biological process: DNA integration. Gene Ontology annotation, molecular function: nucleic acid binding. NCBI's taxonomy places the organism in Eukaryota, Metazoa, Arthropoda, Insecta, Diptera, Cecidomyiidae. The coding region runs from base 1 to 570 and encodes 189 amino acids. The transcript has a single exon.
AUGACUGCUGAAUCAUUUAUUGCCGCGUACCGUCGCUUUGUCACUAGACGUGGUAUAGUGAAAAAUCUUUACAGCGACAACGGUACAAACUUUGUUAAAUCGAACAAAAUCUUGAGCAAAAAUAUGAAUGAUCUUGAGGACAAAUACGACGAGGCGGUUUGCAAAGAGUUGGAAAAAAGCGGCACGAAAUGGCAUUUCUCGCUUCCGGGUGCUCCUCAUAUGAAUGGUUUAGCAGAAUCAGCUGUUAAAUCCGUCAAAUUACAUUUGAAGCGAACAAUUGCUGAUAACAAACUUACGUUUGAGGAGUUAAGUACGUUAUUAGCGCAAAUUGAGGCAUGUGUUAAUUCACGACCACUUUGUCCACUUUCAUCCGAUCCAAACGAUCUAAUGGCGCUCACGCCAGCUCAUUUUCUCGUUGGCCAAUCUUUAAUUUCGCCUCCAGAAGAAUGUCAUAUUGAAGCCAAAGCGACCUGGCUUAACAGAUGGCAAAGAGUGCAACAAUUGAUGCAAUACUUCUGGAAACGCUGGCAGUCCGAAUAUUUGCUCCAGAAUUGGAUGAUCUGGUAUUAA